GGUCCCUCAGAUGCCAAAUGAAGAUGCUACCGAUCGGAGACAGCAAUGGACUCCCGUAUAUUUGAUGCUUGACAAAAGUUCUCCCGCUCCUACACCAUGCUGCACUUUCUGUUAUUCCCGGGCUACAUCCUCACCUUCAUACUGGGCGUCCCAUUGAACACCCUGGCCUUGUGCACCUUCUGCCGAAAAGUACACCGCAAAGCCACGCCCAUCGAUGUACUCCUCCUCAACCUCACCAUCUCCGACCUCAUCUUUCUCGUUUUUCUGCCCUUCAAAAUGAAAGAAGCCGUGGAUGAUAUGACCUGGUCUCUACCAUUUUGGCUCUGUCCUGUUACUGGUUUCAUUUUCUACGCCACCAUCUACAACAGUACUUUACUGCUAACCGCUGUUGCUGUGGAGAGAUAUUUGGGGGUCGCUUUCCCGUUAAGAUACUCGCUAUGUCGCCGUCCACGCUACGCAGUUUUGGCUAGCGUGAUAUUCUGGCUAGUAAGUUUGACGAAUCUGAGCAUUGUCUACAUCAUGCCAACUGCUAGAAUUCAAAAUGGCAGCACCCCAGGUUCUUGCUACUUAGAAUUCACUCCCGAAGAACUUGAAAUUGUGGUAAAAGUUCGAUUGGAGCUAUUUUUGGUCUUAUUUUGUGUUCCAUUUUUUAUUUGCACCUUUUGUUACAUCAAUUUCAUCUUAAUUUUAUUGCGUUUGCCAAAUAUUAGCAGACGUAAGCGCUUAAGAGCAAUAGGGCUAGCAUUAGGGACCUUAUUGGUUUUUGCGGUUUGUUUUGGCCCGUACAAUGUGUCCCAUGUGGUAGGGUUUGCCAGGAAAGAAAGUGAAGACUGGAGAACUGUUGCCCUCCUCUGCAGUACUUUUAACGCCUGCUUAGACCCGAUUAUCUUCUACUUUUCGUCAGCAGCUGUGCGAGGCAUGUUGAAACGGUGUUGUAAAAGAGUCAUGGCCAAAGCCCAUAUCCUUAAGUGUCAAAAACCUGCAAGACACUUGGACAAUGCUGAAAUUACAAGCUAAAAGUCCCAGGAUGUAAUGUUAUCUUGAGUUGUAAUUUAAAGGUGCACUAUAGCCUUGUUUCCAUUGGUACGCUUUGGACCAGCUCGGUACAGUCCACAAGUGUCUCCACUGUCUAAA
Molecule: messenger RNA, 1134 nt
Organism: Periophthalmus magnuspinnatus
Lineage: Eukaryota; Metazoa; Chordata; Actinopteri; Gobiiformes; Gobiidae
Product: free fatty acid receptor 3-like
Exons: 2
Coding region: 97-1017 (306 amino acids)
Biological process (GO): cellular response to fatty acid; G protein-coupled receptor signaling pathway
Cellular component (GO): plasma membrane
Molecular function (GO): G protein-coupled receptor activity
Source: RefSeq, a predicted model, not a curated record